AUGUCAUUCGGCAAGCUCUUUGGCUUUGAGGCAUUCAUUGCGAAAGCAAACAACCUCGAUAUCGAACUGGCUGUGACCCAGCCACGGACAAAAAAUUCAGAGUAUCUGAAGCUAAAUCAUCUCGCCAAAAUCCCAACUUUCAUUACUCGUGAUGGUGUGGUUAUCAAGGAAGCCAUUGCCAUUGCCUUUUAUCUUGCUUCCCAACUAAACAAAGAGAAGUGGCUUGGCGAAUCCAUCGAAGAACAAACUUUCAUUCUUCAAUGGAUGUCGUACGCCAAUAGCGAGAUUUCACCUCCCAUUGCAGACUGGUAUCGACCACUCGUGGGAAAAGCGCCUUACGACGAGGAGAAAAUCAAAAACAAUAGAAUUGCUACAUUGCGGGCAGUUAAACUGCUGGAACAACACCUGGGCUCUCGUUUGUAUCUGGUGGCGGAGCGUUUAACACUCGCGGAUAUUUUCAUGGCCUCGCUUAUUUGUCGAGGUUUCGAAAAUGUUUUCGAUGCCAAAUGGCGUCUCGAACACCCUGCAACCACUCGCUGGUUUAACUGUGUUAUUCAGCAACCUGUGUGGAAAGACACCAUAAAGAAAACGCCAAUUUGUGAGGUUUCGGUUGAUAACGCAGGGAAGGCGAGACUAUAG
Molecule: messenger RNA, 639 nt
Organism: Penicillium cosmopolitanum
Lineage: Eukaryota; Fungi; Ascomycota; Eurotiomycetes; Eurotiales; Aspergillaceae
Product: glutathione S-transferase family protein
Exons: 3
Coding region: 1-639 (212 amino acids)
Biological process (GO): translational elongation
Cellular component (GO): nucleus; cytoplasm
Source: RefSeq, a predicted model, not a curated record